Messenger RNA from Phymastichus coffea, 1516 nucleotides. RefSeq lists its product as uncharacterized. Lineage: Eukaryota; Metazoa; Arthropoda; Insecta; Hymenoptera; Eulophidae. The transcript has 2 exons. The coding region runs from base 772 to 1290 and encodes 172 amino acids. The record is from RefSeq and is a predicted model, not a curated record.
GCUAGUUUCAGUCGGCUAGGCACUUUAUUAAUGACAAUAAAAAAUAUAAAUCAAAAUAUUACUGAGAUAAAAGAUAUUUUCAAUGAAGACUACUACGAUGACUUCAUCAGCGCUGUCAAAAUCAUGGGAAAACCUGAUCCAAAUAGCAAAUUUAUGAAAUCACCAGCCACAGCCAAUGACAUGUUCAAUUUGAUAAAAAGUGUAUCUAGCAUAUACAAUUACAUGUGUUGCUCAAAAGAUAAAAAAAAAAGAUUACAGAUAGAAGCAUUUGAAAACAAAUUAAACAGAUUAUGGCAUACCAGCAUCGGAAAUACAAUUGCAGAGACUCAAGCACGAAAUCAAAGGCUAAAAUUAAUAGAAUUGCCAGAAAAUGAAGAUACGGUUCGUCUUAAUUGUCAUUUACAGAAAGAAAUGUCUGAGUCAUAUUUGCAGCUGCAAAAGGAAUACUCUCAUGGGAAUUAUGAACGAUUAAGAGAUUCUAUUCUCUGUUUCGUACAAACAUCAAAUGCUAGACGUCCUGGAGAGGUUGAAAGAAUGGAAAUCAAUGACUAUAGCAUGAAGAUAAUUAAUGGGAAUAAUUGCAGAGUUCAAUUGCGUGGAAAAAGAAAAUAAGUAGUUCCUUUAAUUUUUGACAUAACUGUAAAAGUGUACAUAGAUUUUCUUAUAUCUUGCAGGCCACAAGCUGGAAUAUUAGAUGAAAAUCCUUAUCUUUUUUCAACCAUUAACGACGUUUCAGAUCAAUACUUUUCAUUCGCAUCAGCAUGUCAAAUUAUGAAAAAGUAUUCAGAGAUUUGCAAUGCAAAGGCACCUGAAACUUUGAGAGGCACACGAAUUAAACAGAAAGUGGCUACCGAUGGUCUAGAGAGAGGAAUUGAUGAAAAUGAACUAAAUAAAUUAUCAGAUUAUUUAGGACACACACCGUUAAUUCACAAACUGAGCUACAGGCAAAGAGUGUUUGACAGAGACGUAACCAUUUCUGAGCAAGUUAAAAAAGCACAGGGAUUACGAAGUACAAGUCAUCAAGAUUUAUGUGAAGCUACAAGUGUAAAUCUUCUAAAUACUGAUCACCAACUAAUUAAAAAUCAAAAUAUAGAUUCAGAUUAUAAGAGCAAUGAUAACAGUGUUACAUUUGAAAACAACGAGCCAGUCAACAUCAAAUGUCAAAACAAAAACAAUAUUGUCCAUGGAAAAAAACUCUCAUUUGCAGCAACUUCACCUUCAAAAUCAAAUAUCACUGUAAAAAAUAUUCAAAACUGGGUUGAAUUAUCUAUCAGACGAAGAUCACAAUAAAGGGAUAAUAGUUAUUACUUUCUAUGCAAAGAGUGUAUGUAGACUUUAAACUUAAAAUAUUCUAUGUGGAUAUAUUUGAUGAAAAAGUAUUAAAAAGUCAUAAGAUAAGUAAAACUUAAUCAAGACUUAAUUACGUUCAAAAGAGUUAGUAUUUAAUAACUAUAUACAAUUGAUAGUAAAAUUGAACUUGCUUUGAACUGAGAAAUGAGUUAAAGUUCAAGAUUCU